This is a messenger RNA of Sorex fumeus (smoky shrew), 4088 nucleotides long. It is a transcript of the gene GANAB, whose product is annotated as glucosidase II alpha subunit. Gene Ontology annotation, cellular component: glucosidase II complex. Gene Ontology annotation, molecular function: carbohydrate binding; glucan 1,3-alpha-glucosidase activity. The record is from RefSeq and is a predicted model, not a curated record. Gene Ontology annotation, biological process: carbohydrate metabolic process; N-glycan processing. The transcript is spliced from 25 exons. NCBI's taxonomy places the organism in Eukaryota, Metazoa, Chordata, Mammalia, Eulipotyphla, Soricidae. Bases 58 to 2961 code for a protein of 967 amino acids.
UGCGAGCGGGGCCGGGGGGAGGCGAAGCUCGGGGUCAAGGAGCAAACCCGGCACAAGAUGGCGGCGGUGGCGGUAGCGGGAUUGGCGGCGCGUAGGACGCGGUCUCGGACGAGUUUGGUGCUGGUGUGCUUAGGGGUCUGCCUGGGAAUUACACUUGCAGUGGAUAGAAGCAACUUUAAGACCUGUGAAGAGAGCUCCUUCUGCAAGCGCCAGCGAAGCAUCCGACCAGGCGCCUCUCCCUACCGAGCCUUGCUGGACUCUCUGCAGCUUGGUCCUGACGGCCUCACUGUCCAUAUAAUCAACGACAUCACCAAGGUGUUGCUGGUAUUGGAGCUCCAGGGGCUUCAGAAGAACAUGACGCGGAUUCGGAUUGAUGAGCUGGAGCCGCGGCGACCCAGAUACCGGGUACCAGAUGUGUUGGUGGCUGAGCCUCCCACAGCUAGACUCUCCAUCUCGGGCCGUGAUGACAACAGCGUGGAGUUCACGGUGGCGGAGGGGCCCUAUAAGAUCAUCCUGACAGCGCAGCCCUUCCGCCUGGACCUGCUGGAGGACCGCAGCCUCCUGCUCAGCGUCAACGCCCGGGGCCUCCUGCACUUCGAGCACCAGCGCGCCCCCAGGGUCUCUUUCUCGGAUAAACUUAGUGUCACGCUCGGUAGCAUAUGGGAUAAGAUCAAGAGCCUUUUCUCUAGGCAAGGAUCAAGAGACCCAGCUGAGGGCGAUGAGGCCCAGCCGGAGGAAACCGCUGAGGAUCAUGACAAGCAGGAGUCCCCUGAGAAGGCAGAGAGGGAGGAGCCAGGAGCAUGGGAGGAGACGUUCAAAACUCACUCUGACAGCAAGCCAUAUGGCCCUACGUCUGUGGGUUUGGACUUCUCUCUGCCAGGCAUGGAGCAUGUGUAUGGGAUCCCCGAGCACGCAGACAACUUGAGGCUGAAGGUCACCGAGGGCGGGGACCCGUAUCGCCUCUACAACCUCGAUGUGUUCCAGUACGAGCUGUACAACAUCAUGGCCCUGUAUGGCUCCGUGCCGGUGCUCCUGGCUCACAGUGCCCACCGGGACCUGGGCAUCUUCUGGCUCAAUGCUGCCGAGACCUGGGUGGACAUAUCCUCCAACACCGCAGGGAAGACCUUAUUUGGGAAGAUGCUGGACUACCUGCAGGGCUCCGGGGAGACCCCACAGACGGAUGUCCGCUGGAUGUCGGAGAGUGGCAUCAUCGAUGUCUUCCUGAUGCUCGGGCCCUCCGUCUUCGACGUCUUCCGGCAGUACGCCAGCCUCACGGGAACCCAGGCAUUUCCCCCGCUCUUCUCCCUCGGCUACCACCAGAGCCGCUGGAACUACCGGGACGAGGCAGACGUUCAGGAAGUCAAUCAGGGCUUCGAUGAUCACAACAUGCCUUGUGAUGUCAUCUGGCUGGACAUUGAGCACGCCGAUGGCAAGCGCUACUUCACCUGGGACCCCAGUCGUUUCCCCCACCCACUGUCCAUGCUCGAGCAGCUGGCCGCCAAGAGGCGGAAGCUGGUGGCCAUCGUGGACCCCCACAUCAAGGUGGACUCGGGCUACCGCGUGCAUGAAGACUUGCGGAAACUGGGUCUGUAUGUGAAAACCCGGGAUGGUUCCGACUACGAGGGCUGGUGCUGGCCAGGGGCAGCUAGUUACCCAGACUUCACCAACCCCAAGAUGAGGGCCUGGUGGGCUAACAUGUUCAGCUUUGACAAUUACGAGGGCUCCAACUCCGACCUGUACGUCUGGAACGACAUGAACGAACCGUCCGUGUUUAACGGCCCUGAGGUCACCAUGCUCAAGGACGCGCGUCACUACGGGGACUGGGAGCACCGAGACGUGCAUAACAUCUACGGCCUCUACGUGCACAUGGCGACUGCUGAGGGGCUGGUGCAGCGCUCCCAGGGCAAGGAGCGCCCCUUCGUCCUGAGCAGGGCUUUCUUCGCUGGCUCCCAGCGCUACGGAGCCGUGUGGACCGGGGACAACACGGCCGAGUGGGAGCAUUUGAAGAUCACUAUCCCUAUGUGUCUCAGCUUGUCGCUGGUCGGACUGUCCUUCUGCGGGGCCGACGUUGGUGGCUUCUUCAAAAAUCCGGAGCCUGAGCUGCUGGUGCGCUGGUACCAGAUGGGAGCCUACCAGCCGUUCUUCAGGGCACAUGCCCACUUGGAUACGGGGCGCCGAGAGCCGUGGCUGCUUGGGUCCCAGCACAGGGACAUAAUCCGGGAUGCCCUGAACCAGCGCUAUUCCUUGCUGCCCUUCUGGUACACCCUCUUCUACCAGACUAAUCGGGAAGGGAUCCCCAUCAUGAGACCCUUGUGGGUGCAUUAUCCUCAGGAUGUGAAUACCUUCAGCAUGGAUGAUCAGUUCCUGCUUGGGGAUGCGUUGCUGGUCCACCCUGUGUCUGAUUCUGGAGCGCAUGGUGUGCAAGUCUAUCUGCCUGGCCAAGGAGAGGUGUGGUAUGACAUGCAGACCCACCAGAAGUAUCAUGGCCCCCAGACCCUCUACUUGCCUGUCACGCUAAGCACUAUCCCGGUGUUCCAGCGCGGAGGGACCAUCGUGCCCCGGUGGAUGCGCGUGCGUCGCUCUUCAGACUGUAUGAAGGAUGACCCCCUCACUCUCUUUGUGGCACUCAGCCCCCAGGGAACAGCCCAAGGAGAGCUCUUUCUAGAUGACGGGCACACGUUCAACUACCAGAAUCAGCAUUCGUACCUGCUGCGUCGGUUCUCAUUCUCGGGCAACACCCUGGUCUCCAGCUCAGCGGACCCUAAAGGCCACUUUGAGACGCCGAUCUGGAUCGAGCGGGUGGUGAUCAUCGGGGCCGGCAAGCCUGCAGCUGUGGUCCUGCAGACGGAAGGGUCGUCCGAAAGCCGCCUGUCCUUCCAGCAUGACCCCGAGACCUCAGUGCUGGUCCUGCGCAAGCCUGGCGUCAACGUGGCGUCUGACUGGAGUAUUCACCUGCGAUAACGCAGAGAUGCUGGGGCGGGGCGGUGCAGGCGUGACGAGAGUUCGCUUCUGCCUUGGAGUUGGACCCCCCCCUCGAUGGCACCUUUUUUUUAUCCCAAGACCCAGAAUUUGUCAACAUCUGGGCAGGAUGAGAGGAUUGUCCUUGGCCUCUGAAUUCCUCUUGUGAUCUUUGACUUCUCCCACCUCGUGGACACGUCUUUCCCUCCCUUCCUUGACCCUGUUGCCCCAACUGUGGAGGCCUGAGGACCACAGGACCCCCUGCUUUCCCGUUCCCUCCUUUUGGGGACCCCCGGAUCUCCCCUCGACCCUGUCCAUUCUCUGUGUGUUGAAGCCAUUUCUUGGAAGAAGAUGAAGGCAGUGAGUUUGAGGGCUCCUUUUCUCCUUCCCUUGCCCUCCCUCUUCCUCUUUCCUCCUCCCCUCCGCCCUCUAGAACCCCCCUGAUACACUGGGACCGCUCCUUACCUGAUGAGAGAUGAGUGGAUCAGCCGAGUGAGGUGGUUGGAAAAUGUCCUCCCUUCCCUCGGUCGCGAUCUACCUUUGGGGGGAUGGGGGGGAAUGUUUUGGGCCAUACCUGGCAGUGAUCCACGGCUGUUCCUGGCUGUGUGCUCAGGUCACUCCUGGUGGUGCUUGGGGGACCAUAUGGGGUGCUGGGGGAUCGAGUGGAGGUCAGCCACAUGCUAAGCAAGCUGUAUCUUUCCGGCCCCCACCCCCACCCUUUCUGACCCCUCCCCAAUUUCUUCUAGAGCUGCUGCAGUUCUGAUAGGGGCAGUUCUACCUCCCCUGGCCCAAAGGGGGAAGAAGUUUCUAGUCUUCCUAAGAGGGGCUAGGUAUUAAACUUCUUUGGACUCCUUUUAUUUUGUCCCCCGAGGGGCAUUCAAAUGGAGAAAUCACUUGUUUCAUCAAAUCACGGUCACCUGUAUUUAUUGAUGGGAGCAGACGAAGGGUGGGGCAGAUGAUCAUGUGUCCCCAGGGUUGGCACGAAGCCCUGGGUGGGAGUGGGGUGGGGGGGAGGACCAAUUAGGGAGGAGGGACAAUAUUUGUGGGAAUUUUUUUUUACUUCCUCUUAGCCCCCAGCUGUGACAGGUUUUGAUAAAAGCAGAAAAAAUAAAGAGAUAAACCAUAACUAA